Messenger RNA from Miscanthus lutarioriparius, 636 nucleotides. The record is from the annotation of a GenBank genome assembly. NCBI's taxonomy places the organism in Eukaryota, Viridiplantae, Streptophyta, Magnoliopsida, Poales, Poaceae.
AUGCCGACGCCGCCGGUGGAGGUGCUUGCGCCUUGCUGGCAAGGCCUCCUGUGGACGAGCUUCGCUGCCGGUCCUGGCCGAGGCGCCGGAGGUUGGGAGGCAGCAGGGCAGGCUGGAUGGGGUUCUUGCCUUGAUGGCGGGGUCUCGGCGUGGAACACGCUGGCGAGGCUGCCGGGCGAGCGGGAGCCCUCCUCUGCCUCUUCGGGAGGUGAUGGGCAGAGAUUGCAAGGCACACUCAUGAGGACUAGUUCACUCCCUGCUGUUAUUGAGGCUGUUGGCAAUGAUGAAUGGAAGAAACGUAAGGAAGCACAGAGUCUGAAGAGACUCGAGGUUAAGAAGAAAAGGAUUGUGAGGAGGAACUCUCUCACUUGCAACACUUCAAAAGAAGCGGCUGGGCAGAUUCCAGAAGAGAUGAAUGCACACGCUGACAAAUUAGUAAGUUCUGAUGAAGCUGUUGUGAUGAAUAACGAAAAUCAUAGCAGUGGCAAGCAUCUGGUGAAGGGGCUUCCCCCAAAGUACCAGGCUACAAUUGCAUCGCAAGAUAGUUUGUCAGCAGUGGGAAAGAAGCCAAACUCAGCCUUCAAAGCUUUUGAGAGCAUUGCCACACAUGGACAUCUGGACCUUACAAUGCAUUGA